Molecule: messenger RNA, 2370 nt
Organism: Mycotypha africana
Lineage: Eukaryota; Fungi; Mucoromycota; Mucoromycetes; Mucorales; Mycotyphaceae
Exons: 7
Coding region: 1-2370 (789 amino acids)
Biological process (GO): proteolysis
Cellular component (GO): membrane
Molecular function (GO): serine-type endopeptidase activity
Source: RefSeq, a predicted model, not a curated record
AUGCAAAAUGCUCUGGGUUACUACACUCAUGUAGCUUCAUUUAAUGAAGGACAUCAUGAACAUAAUAAUAUUACAUUGCGUCCGUCUAUAACUGAUACGCACAACAACCCAUCAAAAACCAAUGACUUUGAACCAUUACGUCGCCACAGUCAACAAACUAUGACUUCUUCAAUAUCGCCACCUAAUUCUACAAACACAUCGUCAAGCAGUCUAGGGGAGGUAAGACAAGCAGAAAGAUGCCACAGUCAAGUACCAACUGUGCUCGAUACCAUCAAAAGUUUGAGCAUCAGUAGCAAAACAGAUGCAGGCCGAAACUAUCAUUUCAACAGAUUAAAAGAGCUGAUGGAAACCUUUGAUGAAAAUCAACAGACGAACACCACAAAAUUUGGGUAUAAUGCUAAUGUUGAUACUGAAGCAACAGUGUCUUUAUCAUCUCCACCUUUUUCCUCCUUCGCUAAUUCCAGGUCACAUCAAAAAAGUAGACUACGACCAACAAAUGCCGCGCCAUUAAAACGCUACGAUUCUUCUAAAAUUGUCCGUUAUACGUUAACAGACAAAGCAUUAUCGCCCAAUUCGAGCACUUCUUCCAACUACCAUCAACGGCUCAAUGCAUAUGAUGAAGGUGACAACCUUACAAAUACUGAUUUGACUUCUCCAACGACUAGUAAAUCCACUUUUGAAAAUCAUAUUAGUCAACUACCGUUGUCUCCGCCACGCCCAAUUUUCGACCCUACCGCCACUACUACUUUACCACCCGAAUCGUCGCCAUGGUUAACAAAUAAUUCUUAUUAUGAGGCAGAUAUUCAAAAUAUACAUAGUUCACCUAUACAUGGUAACAACGAUAAGAAAGAUUUUAGCAUAGCCAUCAAUGCCAAUCACUAUAGCAACGAUUUCAACUCAGACAUGAUGAAUAUUAGCAUAAAUGAAACAGAGAGCGGAAACAGCUUCAAAGAGUACGACAGAGUUGGAUCAAAAAACUCAAGCGGCACUGCUACAACAGUUACUGACAAUAGCCAUUAUAGUAGCAUGUAUAAUCGUUAUGCAAAUCAAGUGUGUGAACAAUAUAAUCGAAAUUUAUUCGAAUCUCUUCGGAAUAAUAAGUGCCAUCCUUUAUCUUUAUGUUCGCCAGUCCUACCUUUACAGCCUUCGUCUCCUGCUAUGGCUGCUGCUGCUCCUCUAUCACCCAACACUUCGUUCAGCAAUGACAAGCAAAAAAAUGACCCUUUGCUAUACAUAACUACAUCUUCUCCGCCUCCCGAAUCUGUCUUUGGUGACAAGAUAAAGUAUAAAGAAAAAUAUGAGAUGGUUUGGAGACCCUACUUCACCUAUAUCACUACUUUAAUUAUGCUUGCAUAUUUCAUCGGUCUUUUAGCUAUGAGCUAUAGAUUGACAGGUAGAGCCAUUCAACUAUCACCCUUUAAUGUAAUGAUCGGACCGUCUGCGCAGACCUUAGUGUACACUGGGGCAAGGUACCUGCCCUGUAUUCGUCCAUCCUCUUUAUAUCCUGCCACUGACCAUAUCUAUCAAUGUCCCUAUACCAAAGCCAUUCAACCUACUACAAAACCUUUAUUUAAUGACCAAAACAUUCACUUUCCAUUCUAUUUUACAAAUAAUAUGUUCUUCCACGAAAGCUCUUCGGAAACAGACUCUACAAACAAUGUACUGUGUCAAUUACAAGAUGUCUGCGGUGGUUCUCAUUUUUUCAACGCUGAAAGGCCAGACCAAGGCUAUCGCUUUAUUAGUGCGCUCUUCAUGCAUUCAGGCAUUAUACAAUUCGGGCUGAAUGUUGCUGUACAUUUGAAAUUUGGUGGAGAAAUUGAAAAGCGUAUACAUCCAAUUCGGUAUGGCAUCCUAUGGUUAGUUUCGGGAGUCUUUGGUUAUUUAUUUAGUGCUUUAUUCGUGCCCGAGAAUAACGUAACUGCCGGGUGCUCAGUAGCUUUGAUGGGCGUAGUUGCGUUUCUUUUUAUCGAUUUGAUUCGAAAUUGGAAAUGUGUUGCUCAACCAGUAAAGAUUCUGCUAUACAUCUUAGCUUUUUUCAUAACUGCUUUGAUUAUAGGUUUGUUACCAGGUUAUGAUAACUUUGCUCAUCUUGGAGGUUUUAUAGGUGGUAUUAUUGUAACUUUGAUUAUCUUACCAACUGCUCGCUUGCCAGGUACUGCAUCCAAAAAAUACGAAUACAGAGAAUACACUAUACAAAUUUGGUUGUUGCGUAUGCUAGCUGUUGCCUUCCUUGCUAUAUUGAUUUGGAUCUUCACGUAUUGGAUCGUCGAAAAUGGAAACAGAAAGCCUUGCUACCUUUGUCAAUUUUUUGCUUGCUUGCCUAUUUCAGAUUUAUGUAGUCCGUAUUAUACCCAAAAAAUGCUAGCUUGA